Molecule: messenger RNA, 471 nt
Organism: Cooperia oncophora
Lineage: Eukaryota; Metazoa; Nematoda; Chromadorea; Rhabditida; Trichostrongylidae
Source: the annotation of a GenBank genome assembly
AUGGAUCUUAUUCCCCAAACGUUGUACAUGGGAAGUAAUAACAGCUACUGGCCCGAUAUCGACGAUGCACUUCGCUCAGCGGCUUUCCGAGGUGUAGAUGUGAAGCUUCUUGUCAGCCAAUGGAGUCACUCUCGUCCUGCCGAGCUGGCCUUUCUCAGAAGCCUAGUCGCCAUCAACGAUGGGCUCCCGAAGACAUUACGGGGCAAAGGAAGUAUCACAGUGAAUUUAUUCAUUGUACCAUCGACGGAGGAGCAAAACAAAAAAAUACCGUUGCACGUGCUAACCAAACAGUAUAUGGUCACCGAUCGGGCAGCGGAUUAUGUUGGAACGUCCAAUUGGGCUGGUGACUAUUUCAUCUCGACCGCAGGUGUAGGUGUCGUCAUGUCUAAUCAUGAAGGAAAGGGUGUUGUUCAGCAACUACAGGCGAUUUUUGAUAGAGACUGGAAUUCACCCUAUGCAGCUGUUCUUUGA